CCACGACCUUCUGCAAUUCAUUCGGACCCCAACGAUAGGUGCGGCGUAAGUUCACCCUCCCAAGCUUGCGCUUCAAGGCAACGUGGACAGUAAAGAUGUUUCCGUCGCCCCACCACUCGCUUGGGUGCAUUCACCAUCUCAUCCGUGAUUACCCCAUUCCGACUGGGCUCUUAGCUGCGUUGGGGGGCCUGACCCUAGCUAGGUUUGCGUUCACUGCGACGUGCGUUUUCCUCCAAACCUUCGUACUUCCAGGCAUCAAUCUGGCUAGGUUUGGUGCAAGGAAGGGAGCCUGGGCAGUCGUGACGGGUGCAACGGAUGGGAUUGGUCGUGAAUUCGCUUCGCAGCUUGCGAAGGCUGGCUUCAAUGUGUUAAUAAUUUCCCGGAAUGAGGAGAAGCUUAGUGUUGUCGCGUCAGAGAUUGCCGGCAAGUAUAACAUCCAGACAAAGACACACGCCAUUGAUUUUGCAAAGCCCACGGAGAAGUCGUGGGAGGUUCUUGGGUCAAUUAUCUCUGGAAUCGAAGUCGGAGUCCUCGUCAAUAACGUCGGCCGCUCGCAUGACAUCCCUGUGUACUUCACUGAGACGCCACAGGACGAAAUUGAUAGCAUCCUUACUAUUAACAUCAAUUCGACGCUCAGAGUAACGCAGAUCGUUUUGCCAUCCCUGCUUGCUAGGAAAAAAGGUUUGAUCUUGAACAUCGGUUCCUUUGCUGGAGCCGUGCCAUCCCCAAUGCUUGCUACAUACUCCGGUUCCAAAGCUUUUCUUAGCACCUGGUCGCAAGCGCUGGCCGAGGAGCUCAAGUCUAGGGGUAUUACAGUUCAGCUCAUCAACACGUUCUUCGUGGUUUCCGCUAUGUCAAAAAUUCGCAAGCCCACACUAUCGACGCCUCUGCCCAAUGCCUACGUUCGCUCGGUCCUCUCCCACAUUGGCUCGCCGUGCGGAGCCUUGGGACGACCAUACAUAGCUACACCUUACUGGGCUCACUCGCUCAUUGAUUGGGUGCUUGGGCAAAUUGGCCUGGCUGGCUUGUAUAUUAGCUAUACUCACAGUUUGCAGAAGAGCAUCCGUGCUCGUGCUUUGAGGAGGCGCGCAAGAGAGGCGGAGAGUACAAAACAGGCAGAAUAACAGAAAAGACCGCUAUAUUAUUUCUCUACCCUACAUUUACUACAAGCUGGUGCUGGGGUUUGAUGUUUUGUGGGUUUCCGCACAAUCGGCAGCGGAAUUCCCGCUACCACGAAUCAAUACGAGGUCUUCUGAUCGUAUCCGUG
Molecule: messenger RNA, 1267 nt
Organism: Cantharellus anzutake
Lineage: Eukaryota; Fungi; Basidiomycota; Agaricomycetes; Cantharellales; Hydnaceae
Product: 3-ketoacyl-CoA reductase
Exons: 8
Coding region: 96-1124 (342 amino acids)
Biological process (GO): fatty acid elongation
Cellular component (GO): endoplasmic reticulum
Molecular function (GO): ketoreductase activity
Source: RefSeq, a predicted model, not a curated record